Molecule: messenger RNA, 3598 nt
Organism: Aricia agestis (brown argus)
Lineage: Eukaryota; Metazoa; Arthropoda; Insecta; Lepidoptera; Lycaenidae
Exons: 12
Coding region: 358-2700 (780 amino acids)
Biological process (GO): nuclear envelope organization
Cellular component (GO): nuclear envelope; meiotic nuclear membrane microtubule tethering complex
Molecular function (GO): protein-membrane adaptor activity
Source: RefSeq, a predicted model, not a curated record
CUCAGUUUAUGUUUGGCAGUAGAACGGCGAGUAUUGAGAUUACGAAACUGAAGAAAUUCUAUAAUCUCCUAAAAACUCUGCUGCUGAAUACAAUUUUAUAAUAUUUGUCGUGUUUAGCGUACUGUAUAGCUCUUAUUAGUUCAAAUAAACCUACGUUAAUGAAAAAUUAAGAAGAAGUUAAGGUUAAAUUUGGCGGCAUUGCUCAAAACCACAAAAAUAGAUUUCUUGUGCAAUAUUGGGUGCGUAGUGUGAAGUUAUCUUGUAUUUAAAUUGAAGUGGAUCAAGGUUAAUAAACAGUGUGAGAUAUGUGCUGGAAAUAAGGUAAAUUACAGCAGCAGAAGAGUUUACAACAUCAAUAUGGAGAACUCGAUCGUUGGUGGUUUGAGAUCAAGAUCGCGAUCAAAGACUCCAUUCUUGCGGUCGAGUUGCGACCACGAGAACUGCACAGAAGUUGAGGAACAUACUCAUCAUAAAUCUGGACGGAGAACACCUAUCAAAAGGAGCACACCAAUCAAGCAACUGCAACAUAAUUCAAAGAAGAGUUCUAUAGACCCUGUCGAUGAGGAAAUUGAAGAAGUCCAGACAUCCCACAGGACCAGGCAAUCAACAAGAUCAGAGAAACUCAUAAAGACCUCGGAUUACUCUUCAGAAGAGAGUUUGGACAGACUGAGAGGGCAUAGGAAAGAAAUUAUACAGAACGAGCUAAACAGCCAGUAUGAGCGCGUGUCGACGAGCACCGGGUACCGCACGCUCGCUGACGUCACUCUCAGCCCCAUCAACGUGAGGAAUGUGACGCAGGACAGGUCAACCCGCUUCAGCAGUCCCGCAUACAGCGCGUGCUCCACGGACAGCUCGUUCGCGGAGCAGGCGCUGGCGGACGCGAGCGUGCUGCUCGACCGCGAGCCCAACACCGAACACCUGCCGUACAAGCUGUACAAGAUGGCUGGCGAGUAUUGGAACAAAUACCCCAAGACGGACUACACGUACUCCCCCCUGUCACGUGACCGGGUGGAGCUGGCGCCGGGGCAGGUGGCGGUGCCCAACAUGUCGCGCCGCUCCCUCUCGCAGUUCCGCGUGCAGGGGCCCAACACGGUGGACGAGCCCGACAUCCCCUACACGCGCCUGUGGACCACCUCCACCACCAGGAAGCGGAUCACGACGGUGGACAGUUCUGAUGAUGAAGGCACCUACAUUCGUUCACCCUACAAGCAACAGCAGCAGCACUGGUGGAUAACGCAGCUGUUGAUCAGCAUGGUGACAGCAAUCACUACCACCACCAGCAACGCAUAUAGAAACGUGUUUGGACCUCCACAUAGAUAUCCGUAUACGGAGAGGAACCCUAAAAAAGCCGGCAUCGUGUCUGCUACAGCAUCGGCGGUGGCGGCGCCGUUCUACUGGAUGUACACUAUGAUCAAAACUGUCGUCACCACUACCGUCACUACGGUCACGGAAACCUUCACGUCGGACUUAGUAAGCGAGAGCGGGAAGAAACAUCUGGUGGGCGAGCGGCGCUGGUGGCCAUGGGUACUGCUGCUACUGCUGCCGGCCUUUGGAUAUGGAUGUUACACGUACAAGGACUAUUUUGUCGAUCUACCGAUUGACAACUACAAGCCGCCAGAGAUAGUCGUGGACGGAGAUUUGACGAAGCGAGUAGCAGCAUUGGAGAAUUGGGCUCUUAACGUCGAUUCUAAGCUGAAAUCGUUCGAUCAAAAGCUGAACAAAUUCGACGACCUCGAAUCCAAAAUCGAGCAGUACUCGUUCAAGUAUCUCCAGAAUAACCUCCUACAGAUACUCAAUGAAGACAAUACGGACGCAAUGGCGGCAAAACUGAAGGAGCGGUUCGACAAAAUUUACGCAACGAACGAGCAAAUGCAGACCAUUAGUGCGGAGAUGAUACAGAGAUUGAUAGCGACGUGGCAACCCGAAAUGGACGAGGAUAAAAUCAGACAGGUGAUACAAGAAUACCUCCUGAUCAUUGAAAAGAGACAGAUGGAGUUGAUAGUAGAGAAAGUGAGGGAGUACGUGAAAGAAAUAGAAAUACGACCGGUGCAGAGCGGUUCUAUAGACUUGGAGGCGUUGAAAAAGUUGGUAGCGGGCAUGCUGGAGGUAUACGACGCGGAUAAGACAGGACUGGUUGACUACGCUUUGGAGUCUGCAGGUGGUCAAGUUCUAUCAACGAAAUGCACGGAGCUGUACCAGAUCAAGACGAAGCAGUACUCGGUGCUGGGUAUACCGGUACUGUGGUCGUACACCUCGCCCCGCAACGCGCUGACGCCGGGCGCCAUGCCGGCCGAGUGCUGGGCUUUCCAGGGGUUCCCGGGGUAUCUAGUAAUCAAGACAUACGCCAUAAUCGAGGUGACGGGGUUCUCUGUGGAACACAUGUCGCGACUGCUGGCGGUCGACGGCAAGAUUGAGUCCGCGCCCAAGAAUUUCUCCGUUUAUGGUCUGCAAGGUGAAUAUGAUCCCGAUCCACAUCUAUUCGGUUCAUACAUGUACGAUGCGAACGGUACCUCCAUACAGCACUUCCCUGUCCAGUAUCCGAAGACGACCACAAUAGAUGGAGUGGAUUACCCUGUAGCACAUGACAUUAUAGAACUCCGGGUGGAGAGCAACCAUGGUAAUCCGACUUAUACCUGCCUCUAUAGGUUCAGAGUGCACGGAAACCCGGUUAAGAAUAUCCAUACUGUCGGUGAGACGUAACAUGGUACUUACUCAUUCCUAGAUUCUAAUGGACACUGAAACACAAUUUGAAUUUAGAAGCACUGGUGUGUUGUCCUUGUCAUUUUUCAAAGUGGAGACAAAGACGGAUAUUAAGGCGAGACUGCAGUAGUGGAGUGACGCGUUACAGCCUAAUAUUCUUUACAUUAGUUUGUACGGGCCUAACUGCACUACACGACAGGGCACUCGUAGUAUGUGAAUUGUCGCGUCGCUCUGCACUUAGUAACGCCUAGUUCAGUCUCACUUUUAAUUCUCUUCCUUUGGGGGCUAAUUAUUAUAAAUAACAUUUCUGUGUUCACUAAUUAUGUGAAAGUACAAAGUUCUGGAUGUAGCCAAAGAGGACUCGAAAUGGAACGUUUAAAUACGGAAUCUAUGGUACAAAUUGUCUAUGGACAAAGGCUAUGGUGAUGACGGAAUGUAGAUUAAAAAUCGUGUAAGACUUUGGAUUUAAAUUAUUAUAGUUGUAAGUUAUGUUCUAGUUUAAUUAAGUAUACGGGUGGGAAACAUUUGAAGUUAGACUUCUACUUUUGGAACUGGCAAAAAUAUAUGCCAGAGCAAUAUAUAAAGUGUGGUAAGAUCGAUAAUCGGCCUUCAUAUUAUCUAUCUAUUUACAUCCCUAAAAUAUCAUUGAUUGUUUUUAUCACACAUUAUGUAAUUCUUUCUAAUAAAAUAAAAAAAAUCUUGACUAAGCUUAGCGCAGUCCAAAUGCUAAUAAACAGUGCAAGAUUAAAUAUUUUUAUUUAAUCCCCACCUGAUAAGAGUCAUAGGCUCGGAGUAAAAUUUAUAAAUUGUGAAAUCUAAUAUUAUUUGUUUAUAAUUGUUUAACAAAUGCUACAGCCAAACUCGAAUUAUGUUCUAAACUGUAUUGUAUUUUUUUCUA